AUGGAGAAGAAACAGCCUAAGUCACAGAACACUCAAGGUUCUGAGAUCGAGCAAUAUAUGGAGCUUUUGGCAAUAUCCACAAGGGGUAAUGGAAAGAUUUGUGUAUCUAACACGAUCAAUACUAUUUUGUAUGUUUUGGUUGUUGGUUGUCUCAAGACAUUGGUUGCUCGAAGGAACGAUGAUGCCAUUGCUGAUGCAUUGAGGAUGUUGGUUGGAUCUCUUGGUCAGAUUCCUCAAGUGAAUGUCGGUAAUCGGAAUGGUGAUGAUGGAGAGUUUCAAUCUUUGGGGAAGUUCCAGAGGAACAAUCCGCCUAUCUUUGAGGGAGAGCAAGAACCUGAUAAGGCACAAAAAGAAGCUGAGGAUUGGUGGGGUAACACUGCUCAGAGGUGUGAAGAAGAGGGUAUUCAAAUUACUUGGGAUCUUUUUUACGAUGCAUUCUUGGAGACCUAUUUUCUGGAAGAUUUCUGUGGGAAGAAAGAGGUGGAAUUUCUUGAGUUGAAGCAAGGGAAUGGAACUGUGGCGGAGUAUGCUGCAAAAUUCCAAGAGUUGAUUAAGUACUGUCCUCAUUACAAUACUAUGAAUGGUGAGAGGUCAAAGUGUUUGAAAUUUGUGAACGAUUUGAGGCAUGACAUUAAGAAGGCUAUUGGUUACCAACAAAUUACUCAUUUUGCGGAGUUGGUUUACAAUAGUCGGAUUUAUGACAAGGAUAGCAGGGAGAGUGGUUCUCACUAUAAGGCUUUGAAUGAUGGGAAAGGGAAAGGUCAAUACCGUGGAAAACCGUACGUUGAUAAGAAGAAGAAAGCUGGUUAUGGCGGAAAGCCAAGUGGGGGAGGAUCUAGUUCUUCGGUUAAGUGCUUCAAGUGUGGUGUCGAAGGACAUCGUGCUAAUGAAUGCAACAAGAAUUUUGUUAAGUGUUUCAAGUGUGACAAGCUGGGUCACAAGGCUGUGGAUUGUAAAGUUAGUUUGGGUGUGACUUGCUACAAUUAUGGUGAGCAAGGGCACAUUAGUACCAAGUGUGAUAAACCGAAGAAGGAGCAAGCGAAAGGAAAAGUGUUUGCAUUGUAUGGUGAUAAGGCCACUGCUGAUGAUAGGCUAAUCCUAGGUACAAGUAUGAUUAUUGAUAUACCUGCUAUGGGUUCUAUGUCUACUUCUUUUGUGUUUUUGAAUUGUCCGUUGAGUAUCUUUGGAAGAGAAUUCGGAAUUGAUUUAGUUUUUCUUCCGUUAGAGCAACUUAAUGUGAUUUUAGGUAUAAACUGGUUGGAGUUUAAUCGUGUGUAUAUCAACCGUUUUGAGAAGACGAUUAUCUUUCCUUAA
Molecule: messenger RNA, 1314 nt
Organism: Vicia villosa (hairy vetch)
Lineage: Eukaryota; Viridiplantae; Streptophyta; Magnoliopsida; Fabales; Fabaceae
Exons: 5
Coding region: 1-1314 (437 amino acids)
Biological process (GO): positive regulation of cytoplasmic translation
Cellular component (GO): cytoplasm
Molecular function (GO): translation regulator activity; mRNA binding; single-stranded RNA binding
Source: RefSeq, a predicted model, not a curated record